Molecule: messenger RNA, 4754 nt
Organism: Dunckerocampus dactyliophorus (ringed pipefish)
Lineage: Eukaryota; Metazoa; Chordata; Actinopteri; Syngnathiformes; Syngnathidae
Gene: dthd1
Product: death domain containing 1
Exons: 10
Coding region: 155-2578 (807 amino acids)
Source: RefSeq, a predicted model, not a curated record
ACUAGGAUAGCUGGACACAGGAACCCUCAAAAGCCUACAAGGACACAGCUCCUAUUCCAAAAAGGGGAUACUUAGAGGGGAAUGCAAAGUGUUUUAUUUACCAAAAGACUUCAAAAAGUGGGAUUUGAAGUUCUGGUUGCAUUUUCAGCUCUUAAUGGACGACAAACAGAGUGAGGGGCUUCACGGACAAAGCAUGGACGACGCGCUUCUCUGUAUGUUGACUGACACCAUUCAGGGAAUGGUGAGAGGACAAGAUGAGGAACGUGAGUGGAGACGUAGAGCUUUGGGAGCGAUGAGGCAGUUGAGUGUUUUUCAUGCAAGCGGAGUGACAGCCUGGAGAGAUGCUCUCCGUGGAUGCUUUCUCAUCAAAGAGCCAUUAGGGGGCGUGCCUCUGCAGCCUCAUCCAGACUGUAGCAGCAUUUUUCGGAGUGUUAUGGAUGAUUUAGAGCACAUUCAGGACCAGCUCAACAUGAUAUUCAACAGGUUGGACACUGAAAUAAUCCACUUGAGUGCAGAAAGAGCUGAUAGUCAGGACCAGAUCCAAACCAAAACUGAAAAGACACCUGCAGAGGCCCAGUCAGGGUGUGAAGAGGAGGCUAAAGAUGGAGGCGAUGACAACCAUGCCUCUUUUAUCUGUGAUGAUGACGCAGAAGGUGGGCUGGACUUCAAAGAUCAAGGGUGGGACGCAGAAGAAACAUUGGACAUCGUCUCUGCGAAUACACAAAAGGAGGAGACAAGCAAAGAAUGGACUGCAGUUGGGUUUGAGAACUCAGAGAUAGCGGGUGCAUGCUUCAUUCGAGCACCACUGGGUGCGGCCGGUGUCCUGCGCUGUGAGGUGGCUGAUGCCCUCAGCUGCUUGAUGGUCAGCGGCGCCGAGGAGCUGGUCAGCAGGGUCAUCAGGGUCAGAGUUCAAGACUAUGCCGACAUCCGCUUCCCUCUGACCAUGGCGUUGCCCUUCUGUGCGCGUCACCGUGGCAUCUACAGAAGUAUUGCUGUCAAGGUGGUGAAUGGUGAGAGGAAGGCCAGCUACAUCGUCCCUGCAACAACAGAGGGCACAUAUGGUGGACAGAGGGGCUCUUUCGCAGAGGUGAAGGUGUACUCACUAGGCCUGUUUGCAGUGGUUUCCUGUCUCAAACAAGAACACUUCACAGUUCCUAGACGGGGUGUGUCCCACAAACUUCCCGUGGACCCUCGCAUCUGCCUCGACUACCCCCCGGGAUCCUUCACCGCUCCUGUUAUGGUGCAGUACACGAUCCAACCGCUGGACGCCGUCCUUCUGGCCGCCGUGAAGUUGAAAAGUGAAGCCUACCGCAGGGUGGUGUCCACCAGCCCUCUCCUCUGCCUCGCUCACCCGUCUUCUCAGCCCCUGCGUAGACCCCUCACGGUCACACUUCCUUGUCCGCCAAAUCCCGACAAGAGGAAGGACACGAGGGCACAGUGGAGGGACGUCGAGUGUCUCCUCCCUCUGCCUGUUGCCGCCCCUCCAGUGUGGGAUAGGACAUCUUUCCAAUGGAGGAGGAUGCUGGGAUCUUCCACUCAGUCAUCCAAAGAGAACCCCGCCGAGCUUCUGAGUGUGAUGGGCUCCACGAAUCGACACUGGAGCGUCCCAGAAGGAAUCGCCAUCCGGAGCCAUCAGAAUGGCCUCGUGUCUUUUGACCUGAUGGAGAACUUUGACAGGCUCCUGGUGGUUCGCCUCCUCUCCCCGCUGCAGCCUUGCCAUCUCACCUGCCUGGCAGAGGACCUGGUGGACUCGGCGCACCGCCACCAGGUAACUGUGGUCCUACAGCCUCGCCAGGACCAGCCGCGUGCCAUCCUCGUGGUCGCCCUGCCUAGUAGGGAGCUCAGCUGGGAACUGUCCCGGCUGCAGGCAGGGGGCAACGAGGCUCCCCUGGAGAUGUCACCGGAGAUCUGCAUGCGGGAGGGGGACCAACUUGUCCUACGUCUUUGCGGAAAUGUCACCUGUGCAGGACUUGGGACUAACGAGCACGGCGUCCUAGACGAGCGCAUCACCUUCCACAGUCAGCGAAGGAACGAGCUGCUAGUGCACCUGACUGAGGUGGACCCCUUCGGCAACUAUAGCUCCCCUCACUACAAAGGUGCUGCCGUCUUCUACAAGGUCACCAGAGGUCAAGCGGAGUGGCGAGGGGACAAAGCGGUCCAGGUGGACGUGGAGCACCUGGGGGAGCCGGUGUGCAAGCUGCCUCUGACUCUGCCCAAGAGAAUCAGAAGCAUCAGACAGCCCGUCACGCCGAAGAUUACACUCUGUGAGAGGACAGACUGCCUCCCAGACUCGCUGCUCCUCUGGCUGUCGGGGGAGCUUUCAGAAGAAGAAAUAGGCCACCUGGCACUUUCUCUGCACCUUCGCCGUAGCGCCACCCAGAUGGUGAAGCUCCGGGCCGGGGACAACCUUCCCGGCCAGGCCUUCCGCAUCUUGACCAUGUGGAGGAGGGAACUGCCUGCUUCCCAGCUGCAGCCUAAGGCCUCCCAGCUGGCGCGCUGCUUGGCCAGGAGCGGCAGGCCAGAUCUUGCUAGAGAACUGCUGCUACGCCAGGCAGCGACCACCGUGACGCCGAAAUGAGGAUUUUGCCUCUUAAAAGGGCUUACAUUACUCCUGCACUUCCAACUUUUCAGACUUAUGUAUAUGUUUAAAAUGAUGGACUCUUGUUCUACAUGCUGUGGAAGAGCCAUAUAAUAAGGUUGGUGUGUUUUUAAGUGAACCCUGGUCUCAUUUUUAUGCCACUCCUAAAUCCUGUGAACGGUCGGGUACAAUAACUUCACAAGAUUUUAAAUUAACUUACUAUAGUGUCCCACUGGGAUCCAAUAUCAUUUUAAAAGGCCAUGAAAUGAGCAGGAGAGGGCCUUUUAAUAAUGUGGCUUCCACUGAAGCACCUUGCAAUGUUUGUUUCAUCCAUCAGAGGACACUGUUGCACCAUCCUCCUGUGCUUCCACUCAAAACUGGGGUCAUUCCAUGCUACUAAUGAGUGAACCUGCAUUAAGACCAAAUAUAUGGUUGCAUAAAACAUCGAUACAAUCAAGGCAAGCAUCAGGAAUGCCUAAAAAAAUGGAUUUCACUAAUUGCACCAUGCAAGUGCCUCACAGUACAAUUUCUGUAGUGGUUAAUGUGUGACAUCGCUCUACCAAAAGGAGGUAGAUGAUUCACCAAGCAGCCCUCUCUGCUGAGAUGUGACCUCAUUUCACACCCUUGACACAGAGUCGUCAAGAGCGGCGACUGGCUUCUCGCCAACGCUGACGCUCGGUGACAGCUGAGCCUCUGUCACACACAUGCACACAUAUCAGAACUGCAGCUAGGUACUGGCAAAUAAUGAUGAGCGGAUGCUGAGUGUGUUGCUUUAGCGGGUAUUGGUACGGGUAAGCCUUUUUUUUUAAAACAGGGUGCAUCCAUGAGGCAUCUUAGGGUGCAUUCAUAAUUGUCAUGUUUGGUUCGGUUAAAAGGAAAUCCGUUUGCGUUUCGUCAAGUCAUGUGAACGCCAUCACCCGAACCCUGGUGUGCAUCAAUCAAGACGGAUCGAGAGAUGGAUCUAUGUCCGCUUGUUCAGUUGAUCACUUUCACAUUGCAUGGGGAAAAUGUAACACCAUCUACUGGACAAAUAUAAAAUAAAAACAUCUGAAAGACAGUAAAACAGUGUAGUGUGCGGCAUUCGCAACCCCGCAUAGAUGGGGAUUUCUCUUCACUACUUUAAAUUAGAAAUACAGUCAAACCUGUCUUAGCGGCCACCUUUAUAGAAGGGCCACCUGCCUAUAGCAGCCACUGAAAAAGGGGUAGGAUUAAAUAAGUUUUGCUUCUUCCUACUCCUUUUUGGACAUGCAAAAUUGUGAAUUGUACUAUGUGAUGUGCUACUGUUUGACUCAUGCAUGUUCAGGAUUAAAACCAUGAACCAUGAUAAUAACAAGCCUAGUAGUGCUGUACAACUUUUAUCCGCAGUCCGCAGUGCCCUUUACUGGUCAACAUUAUUAUUAUUUUUUUUUCCUUUUUUUUCUUAUUUUUCCUCUACUGGUCAACAUUCAAACUGGACGCCAACCUGUCCAUAGAGGCCACCUGUCUAUAGCGGCCACUUUUGCAGACUCCCUCUAGUGGCCGCUAUAGACAAGUUUGACUAUAUAUAUUUUUUAACAUAAAGCGAAAGGUAUUUGAUGGCGCUAUCUGCAGGGGAAAAAGAGCUGCAGCUCUGAUUCCAGCAGAGGGCGCUGUCUCACAAGUCAUUUCACAAAACAUUUUCCAGCAGGAAGAUGCUUUGACAAGACAUGAUGUGUAAGUACAAUACUGUAUAGUGGAUGCCUGUAAUUGUUUUUUAGUAACUCGGACAGGCAUAUUAUAGGGUUUAUACUUUCAAAAAUAGCCAUCUAAUCCUCCAUUAUUUGUGGGUUAUUGCCAUCCACUGGGGACCUGGAAACGUAAAUGUGCCACACCGUUGUUUUAGGCUAAUUUAAGUAACAGAGACGACCGUGUUCAACAGUUUGGACGCUUGGUUUGGGUUCUCCUGUGUUCUGUCUUUAUUUCCUGCUCUUAUUUUGUUCAUCCGUUUCCUGUUUUAUGCAGUUUUGAACUUUGCUUUACUCCUGCCUGAGGGAGCUGCUGGGUGCAGCUGUUGAUCAUCACUAAUUAGAAGGGUUCUUCCACUCAGCAUCGAUACUUGGACAACACUGCUUCAUUGUGUUUGCUGUGUUCUAUACGGAAAUCCAUUUUGUUGGUUGCAUUCCGCUGCAUCUGCCCUCAAGUCAUCCAUGUAGUUUUU